Messenger RNA from Paramecium pentaurelia, 1780 nucleotides. The record is from the annotation of a GenBank genome assembly. Lineage: Eukaryota; Ciliophora; Oligohymenophorea; Peniculida; Parameciidae.
AUGAAUGCUGCCGAUUUAAAUUUAGAGAGAGACUAGUAUAAGGAUUUGCUUAAAUGUAUCAAAGAUGAAUCUUAAUAAAAUGCUUUGAGAUAUUAAAGUAACUCCCAUUAUAAAUACGAAAAAAAAAGAAAGGAAAAAAAUGAAUCUGAUCAUAAAGUAUAGCUAGUCCUCCCUAGUAUCGAAAGUAGUUCUUUAGAAGACAUUUCAUAACAUUUUCAUUCUAUUAGAAGAAUUUAAGCAGGAGCAUAACAUUAAUUGCAGGCAAACAAAUCAUAACAAAAGUUUAUCUAAUAGAGUUUUAUGGAACUUGAAUAAUCAAAAAUGUCUUAGACAGUCAGAGAUAUAACAAUAAGUGAAAAAAAAUAUUAAUGCAAUCAACGUAAGGUUCCACAUAGAGAACCAUUAACCUUGAAAUAUUUAGAGAAAUAAUUAGGGAUUUCCAGCACACCAGAGAAACAACAAUUACCAAUGAUUUAAAAGUAGCAUCAAUCGAAAAGAAAAAUUACUGAAGACGAAGUAUAACAUGAUUAAUCAAUUUUAACCUUUUUCGAAGAAACACUUAAUUCAUAUUCUUAUGCAAUUCCGAGCAGAAGAGAAUCAACAUAAAUAGCAAUAGUUAGAGAUAGAAUGUAUGUUUAUGGAGGAAUGAGUGGGGCUGGAAUUACUAAUGAGAUCUGGUGGUUUGAUUUAAGUAUAAAUUUAAUAAUAAUUUUUAGAAAGGUAAGAAUGGUUUAAUUAUUGUUCAGAUAUCUAAUUAUUUAUUACUAAUCAUUCAAUGGUAGUUUGGAAAAAUUAUUUAAUAUUAUUUGGAGGAUCAGGAUAUUAUGAUCAUAAAAUGAAAAUCAGAGAAGUUUUUUCUAAAAUUGCAUCCUUUAACACUUUAACUAAUUAAUGGACUAUUUCAUUAGAAUCUGUUGAACCAAGGAGAGAACACAAAGCAUCAGUUCUCUUUGGAAAAUUAAUGGUUGUAACAGGUGGAAUUGAUUCAGCAGAAAAGCUAUUGAAUGACACACUUGUAUAUUCUUUGGAAUCAAAAAGAUGGACAGGUCAAAAGAUAUUAUUCGAAGAAGGUAUUGCUUAGCAUGCCUAAUGCACGGCUUAUGAUUAUAAAAGAAAUAUUGAAACAAUAUAUAUCUAUGGAGGAUAAACAGCUAAACUAAGUUCAUUUCCUCUAAUGAGAAUGUUGUUUUUUGGGCCACAUCCAAUAGGAUGGGAAAAAGUCUAAACAGUAGGAUAAGCUCCAGAUAGUCGAUAUAAUCACACUAUGGAGAAUGUUGGAGAAUAUUUAAUUUUACUUGGAGGAAGAUCACAAGAGAAAAAAGAGUAUUAAAAUGAUAUUUUCAUCUUAAAUCUAUAAACAAGUGUUUGGAGCAUCGCAUAGAGAUAAGGUUUAUAAACAAAAAGAUGGAGCCAUGCAAGCUGUGUAAAUGGAACAAAUAUUUUAUGCUUUGGUGGAAUAGGAGAAAGCACAUAUUUGCCUCCUCAUAUUUACUAAAUUGAAACUGACACAUUAAAAAUCAAAGGAAAAAUAGUCGUAGUUAAACCUCUUAGUGUUAUUAACGAAGAAUAAACUAACAACAAUCACCAUAUGAUAAUUACUAGAGAACACGAUUUCGAUAUGAAAAAGCCAUGCAAAUUAGAAAAAUUUAGAAAAGCACGCAAAAUGUAUGAAACUAUCGUUACUUAUUUACCUCUUCCACAACUUAAAACACCUAAGAUGAGAUAUGAUAUUUUGAUUCAUUUUGUUAAGACCAUACUGAAGCAAAUUGGUUACAUUUGA